Gigantopelta aegis is the source of this 6039-nucleotide messenger RNA. Its product is annotated as leucine-rich repeat serine/threonine-protein kinase 1-like. Bases 148 to 5898 code for a protein of 1916 amino acids. The transcript is spliced from 28 exons. Gene Ontology annotation, cellular component: plasma membrane. Lineage: Eukaryota; Metazoa; Mollusca; Gastropoda; Neomphalida; Peltospiridae. Gene Ontology annotation, biological process: protein phosphorylation. The record is from RefSeq and is a predicted model, not a curated record. Gene Ontology annotation, molecular function: protein binding; ATP binding; protein kinase activity.
UACGCUUUUCUUCAUGGACAUAGGUCUAUUUCCAGGAAAUGGGUUUUUUCCCCCAAAACUGCGGUUUGCUAAGUUUUAGUUUGUACCGAAACUUGAUUAUGCCCACGUGGAAUGCAUUGCUUGUAAUUGUACACCUAUAGGUAAGGUAUGGCUGUGUCCCUGGAGGAUUUCGGCAUUGCUCUGGACCUGAAUGAUGUCGACACCUUACUUCAGGCCAUCAAUGAAGGCAGCGACAGAUUUCUGGAGCAGUUGUUUGACUCAGACAGAAAGUAUUUCCACGAACUCUGCGAGCUGGGCCAUGCCAACGUGGUGGAGAUGAUCCUCACUCGCAGGAGUGUAGACUUGGAAGAGGAAUGGCAACAGAAAACUCCUCUACAACUAGCAGCAGCCAAUGGGCAUGCAGAUCUUGUGUCUCUGCUGCUCUGUCGUGGCUCGGAACUAUCCGAUGAUAUUGGCGCUGACGAUUCGCCGUUCUACUUAGCGACACAGAAGGGACACGUGCAGGUUUUGAGGAAGUUGACAGACCACAGACCGUCAGUAUUAAAACAGUCUGAUGCUCAUAGUCAUCUUCUGCUGGCCGCGUGUGACAGUGGUAGCCUGGAGACGGUCAAGUUCUGGAUCUGGCCGCACGUGAACCUGAAUAACCCUCCAGAGAUUGUGUCAUCACUGGAUAAGUGUGAGGAAAUGGUGCCACUGUGGGUUGCGUGUCGAGGAAAUCAUCUGGAAGUGGCGAAGUUUCUUCUUUCUGUGGGAGCUGUGAUAACAAAGCAUAUCUGCAGGUCGUACCCAGAAACUACUCAAAAACUUGUUGAAGAUUACUUCCACACCAGCCGUAAAAAUAAGUAUUACUUCAUUAUGACCAACAUGCAGCUAGAGGCUCUUCUCCCAUGCUGGUUUUCCAAUCACUUGGUAACUUUGACAAAAAUGGACCUGUCCAACAAUGAACUGAUGUCACUUCCUUCCUGCAUACCGUGGAGCAUGCCCAGGCUUACCUCCCUUGAUGUCAGCAACAACAAACUAAACAGUCUUCUUGGGCCAGAUUCAAAUGAACAAAAAUACAUUUUAUCAAUUUUAAGCCUGAAGAGUGUAAAUCUUUCUCAUAAUCGGUUGGAGAGCAUGUGUGUAGAACUGUUUCGACUCCCGACUCUAAAGAAACUGAAUGUGUCAAACAACAACUUGUCGUACCUGAUGAAAAUAACCACGUCGCGGCAGGACAGGCAGUCCAGUUCAAGUCAUAAUAGUUACUUUGAUGGCUUUGAAAACGACUGGCUGCCCAGUCUUAUACGACUCGACAUUUCCAACAAUAAGCUGAAGAUGCUUCCGUCGGAAAUACGAAACUGUGGCUCGCUUCAACAUCUCAUCGUCAACAACAACGAACUCUGUGCCUUCCCGUCCCCGUGGCCGUGCAGGCUGCAACAUCUGGAUAUUUCAAACAACUGUCUGGAAACUCAAAGGUUUCUUGUAAGUGCUGAGGAGUUUUGGAGUGACUCGCUGAAAAUCCUGAGAAUUGAUCACAAUGAACUGGACGAGAUCUCUGAAAGUAUUGUCAAACUGUCCGAACUCAAAGAGCUGCAUGCCUCACACAAUAAAAUUGAACGCUUGCCGGAAGUUGAAUCCUGGGACUGUCGACGUUUGAUCAUCCUGGAUCUCGGAGACAACAAACUCGGCGUUCCCUUGUCAAACGAACAGGUUCAACGCAUUACCCGUCGAGCUCCGAAGACCCUGGCAAACAUGCUGCCCUGGAAGUCGAACGCCCAGGAGAAAAGAAAAGCACUGGACCUGCCCCGUUUCCUUGGUGACUGCCUGCAGUACCUGAGUCUGGCUAACAAUAAUCUCAGCAGCAUUCCUGACAGCGUGAACCACCUCUUCAACAUCAUCCAGCUCAACGUCAUUGGCAAUCCCCUGAUCAAAGCGCUUCCGGAACAGAUGGGAUUACUGAAGAAGUGUGUCAUUCUAGAACUUGAUGGAACAGGGAUUCCAGCAGACUUCAUCAAAGACCAGAAGCCAGCUGACUUGAUUCGAGAGCUCAAGUUGGCAUGGCGACAGAGUAGGAGUUGCAAUAAGAUCAAGCUCAUUGUGCUAGGUCCAAAGGAAAAAGGAAAAACAUCACUGAUCCGUCUUCUAAAAGGUGAACGCUUGGAAAUUAACAGCCAGAAUAAUGAUAUUAGUGUACACCAGUGGAAGUACAGUCCAAGCAAACUUACAAAGAAGAAUCCAGAAGUGACGUUUAACAUUUGGGAGAUUCCUGGUGACAAGACCGUCAUGCAGAGUUGCUUCAUGACCCCCAACGCCCUCUACGCCCUCGUCUUCGAUCUGCGCACUGGAAAGAAAGGAGUUCAACAGCUGAGCGAGUGGCUCGGUGUUAUACAGAACACAGUCCCGGGCUCUUACGUCCUUCUGAUUGGAACGUUCAUGGACAAGCUGAAUGUGGAUGAGCGCGAGUUGAAGCUGCGUGAGAUCAACGCGGAGAUCACCAAGCAGUACAUCUACACGCAGGAGGAUGGUGAGUGUCCCGUCAUCCUCUGCUUCCACAGCCUGUCCUGCACCAGCACCGACGGCAUUUCCGAGCUGCGCAGACUCAUCUACGACAAGGCGAGAACCAUCCGUGACCUCUUCUACCACAAGCAGUUCAUCAUCACCAGGAAGAUGCCCCGGAGCUACGUGCUCGUGGAGGAGAGCCUGGAGAGGAGGCUGAAGGAGCUGGAGUCCAAGCAGCUGGCACCGGUUCUACAGGAGAAGGACCUGCAGGAGAUCUUUGAUUCCAUUCCCAGUGACGACAUCCGCCUACUCGACGAUCAGGAUAAAGCGAUCCAGUACCUGGUGGAGAUUGGCAAGAUGCUGCACUUCAACGACCAGAUGGAGGGUCUCAACAGCAUCUACUUCCUGAAGCCCGUCUACCUCCAGGAGAUGCUCAACCUUGUGCUUGCAGACAGGGAAGACAUGCCGCAGAAUGCAGAAAUAGCAUUCUCUCAAAUACAACAAUGUUUCGACCAGCAGAACUUCCCCAUGCAGUUCUUUCUGCAGUACAUCCAGAUUCUGAAAAAAUUCGAGAUUGCUCUGGAUAUGGAUGAAGGAAAAAUGUUAAUGGUUCCGUCGAAGCUUCCAAAACAGAGGCCGGUGUGUCAUGCGGACAACCACGCGAGAAGUAGCCAGAUCUGUCGACUGUACCGGCUCCCAUACAUCCCGUCUGGGCUGUGGACGAAGCUCAUCAUCCGAGUGCUUCAGGCGACCACGCGAUUCUCACACUCUCACUGGUUCCUGGGCGGGCAGUCGGUCCGAGACAAAGACAGGAAGUUCUGCAGAGAGAAGAGCGUAUACGGCUUCCGGAUCAAGGAGAAAGCGGUGACGUACUGGCGUGAGGGGAUCCACCUGCUACACAGGAUGGGCACCAUCAUGAUCGAGUCUGUUAAGUGUCGGGUGGCACACAGCACAGAGCUAGGGAAGGGCAUUCUCAUUUCUGUCCACUCCACCAACAAGAACUUUUCCGUUAUGGGGAUCAUUGUCGACGAGCUAGAUGACAUACUGCACGACUAUUUUCAAGGUUUUCAAGACUUCAUCAUGGAAAUGCCGGCCAUCUACGCAGUGUGCCCAGACUGCUUUGACCACAUCAAGGAUGAUGCUGAUGCGGUGGUAGCUGUUGACCACUUCCACGUGUGGAAGUGUGCAGCCGCCGUCUUCUCCAAAUCGGACAUCGUCUGUCCACGAUCUCACAACGUCCAGCUGUCACGCCUUGUCCCGGAGAUGCUCUUCGGGGAACUCCCGAAAAAGUUUAUCCUUGACCCGACAAAGCUGGAGUUUGAGGAGCAGCUGGGAGCGGGGGCGGGAGGCUUGGUCUACCGGGGGAGGUACGACGGGAACGUGGUGGCCUUGAAGGUGUUCCACAUGGCCCGUGACAUGCUGCCCCUGCUGGUCAGUACAGACAGCGGGUCUGGGACGUGGUCGUCCACUCAGGUGACUGAUGACUUGGUGUAUGACAACUGUGAGUUCCAUGGACAAAUGCCCAACAAUCCGUUCCAUUCGAAAGAUGCAGUGGAAACAAAAGAGCGCAAGGCGUACCGAGCGUUCACGGAAUUCCGCCGUGAGAUCAGCGUGAUGAGCAAGUUGCGACACCCGUGCAUCAUCAGCUUCCUGGGGAUCUCGAUCGUCAACAAUCUGGUGCUCACCAUGGAGAUGGCCAUGCAGGGCAGUCUCCGGGCGGUGCUCAACAAGAUGGCGGAGAAUCAGGACUUCAACAAGUACCGCGACCGAGAGAAAGUCUUUAGGCCCGUUUUGGGCAAGGAAAUCACCUAUAAGAUUAUCUACCAGAUUGCCAAAGGGUUACAGUACCUGCAUGACCACAGCGUGAUUUACCGCGACCUCAAGUCGGACAACAUCCUGGUGUGUUCGCUGGACGUAGGCGACGUCGUCAAUGCCAAACUAACGGACUACGGAAUAUCGAAGUUCUCGACCACGCAGGGCCUCGUUGGCUUCAAGGGAACCAUGGGAUACAUGGCUCCAGAGAUCAUGUGCAACUACACAUACAACGAAAAGGUUGACAUAUUUUCUUUCUCCAUGGUGAUGAGUGAAAUCAUCACCGGCCAUCUGCCGUAUGAAAAGUGUACGAACCUUGGUCAGCUGCAUCAGGCAAUCAUAAAGGAGAGGCAACGUCCAUCAGUCCAGGAUUACAACAUCGUGUCUCACUUCCCGUACUUGGAGCACCUGAUGUCGAGAUGCUGGAGCCACGAAGCCAGCUCACGGCCGUCUGCCGAAACAAUCGCCAAUUGUAUGCAUGAGGUCUCCUUUCUGUGUCAGCAUGAAGUCAUUCGACCAGCUAACAACCAGAAACACUUUGGAGAGAUCACCUGCAUGGCAUCAGCAUCAGAGAGUUCGUCAACAAAAAAGAAUUUCCUCUGGUUUUGGGAGAACAACCGUGAGAAAGCUCAACGCAUGUAUUCCAUAUUUGACCUGGAGACGUCGCGUUUCCACGUGUUCCAGAACCUGUGUCAGGGAAGUGAGGUGACAUGCAUGGCGAAGGUUGGCCGCGAUAUGUGGAUAGGAACUAUGUCUUCCGAGGUUGAGAUACUCUCCUGCCAGAACACUGGCGUUCCCAGGUGCAUGGAGCGCUUACAACAAGAGUCUUCUCCUAUAGCAAUACUGCAUGUGGAAAAGGUUGGCCACACACAUCAAGAUGACCAAAAUCUGGGACACGUUUUUCUUGGACUGAAUAAUGGAUUGGUCGUGAUAUAUGAACACAUUCCGGAAUCGUUUGGCAAAACCACAGAUGUGUGGAAGCAGGUCCAGACAUCGAUUCUCGGCAUGGGCAAACCCGUGAGAUCAAUGACAUUCAUCGACACCCGGGACGAAAUUUGGGCGGUGUGUGGUCAGCAGAUCUUCAUCUUCUGUACUGUCGCUUUAACAAUGAAGAUGAAGCUGGACGUAUUCUCCAACAGCAACAUCGAGAAACAAGUGGGCAGAAACAGAAUCAUCAAGGAUAUAGUCGCUGCAGGAACCACCGUGUGGUGUUCGUUCAAAAACUCGUCCAAGAUACUUGAGUUUGAUGCUGAACUGGCUGAGGUGACUUACAUACUGCAUGUGAAGGGUGAUGGUGUUUAUUGUAAAUAUCUAGGAGACUGGAGGGAUGAGAAGGGCCAGGAGGUUGAAGAGGAGGAGGAUGAGGAUGAAGAGAGUGAGGAGGAAGAGAGUUCUGAGGAGGAUGAGGACCCUGAAGGACUCAAUCAGACUUGGCCAAUGAUAAGGCACAGCAGUAGAAAAGACUCACAAGCUUCCACCAGGAACCACAGAGCCAAGUUAGACUCCAACCUGUAUUUGUUACCUGCAGCACCAGCAGCAGCAGCAGCUACACAAAACAUUCCAGAAUAUCUUGAUGUUUUAUCGCCAGAAGAUGGAGUCAAAUCCUAGAAUAGCAUCAAAAGGAGAUGAGGUGAAAGACUGUCCAGAAAGCAUUGAUGAUAACCUGUAUGAGCCAGUGAUUGUUGGGGCACAGUUGAAGAGAGAUGAACAACUAAAUAGAAAGACACAGUUUAAGAGAAAAUUAAAUAC